Onthophagus taurus is the source of this 1769-nucleotide messenger RNA. RefSeq names its product aldehyde dehydrogenase, dimeric NADP-preferring-like. Gene Ontology annotation, biological process: aldehyde metabolic process. The record is from RefSeq and is a predicted model, not a curated record. Gene Ontology annotation, cellular component: cytoplasm. Lineage: Eukaryota; Metazoa; Arthropoda; Insecta; Coleoptera; Scarabaeidae. Gene Ontology annotation, molecular function: aldehyde dehydrogenase (NAD+) activity.
AACACUAUAAAUCGCCAGUUUGGUGUUUGUACACAUUGGACUUGGUUGACUUGGUUUCUUUGUUACAGAAAAUCCAAUUUAAAAGUAAUCUUAAAGGCGCGUCUACAUUUGGAGCAACUUGGAACCGUCGUCAUCGAAAGAAAGCAAGUUUUGGGACUAAUUGAGUUUAAACCGUCAAUAAUAACCAUGACGAAGACGCCCCAAGAAAUUGUGAAAUCAGCAAGAGAAGCGUUUGAUUCUGGUAAAACGAUACCGUUGGAGUUCCGUGAGAAGCAACUAAAAAGUUUGUUAAGGAUGUAUGAAGAAAACGAGGAGGAGAUGUUGGAGGCGCUAAAGCAAGACUUAAAUAAAAGUCGGAUGGAGGCUACUUUAACGGAAAUAAGUAUUUUAAAGAUGGAUAUUAAGGAGCAAAUAACAAAUUUAAAGGAGUGGGCGAAGCCGGAAAAGCCCCCAAAACCCGUUGCGAACAUAAUGGAUGAAGCUUUGAUUUAUAAAGAUCCUUAUGGUGUUGUUCUUGUAAUAAGCGCUUGGAAUUAUCCAAUUAAUUUGGCAUUUCUCCCGGUAACUGGCGCAAUCGCCGCUGGAAACUGUGUAAUCAUAAAGCCAUCAGAAAUAUCUCCAGCAUCAGCCGAAUUUGUCCGAAAAACGCUUCCAAAAUACUUAGAUAACGAGUGUUAUCAAGUCAUGUGCGGCGGAGUACCUGAAACAUCGCAACUUUUAAAAGAAAAAUUCGAUUACAUCUUUUUCACAGGAAGUACUCACAUUGGCAAAAUAGUUUACGCCGCGGCCAACGAGAAUUUAACCCCGGUUACUUUAGAAUUAGGCGGAAAAAGUCCCGUUUUUAUCGAUGACGAUACAAAUAUCGAUGUGGCAACUCGAAGAAUUUUGUGGGGGAAAUGCAUGAAUGCUGGACAAACUUGUAUAGCCCCGGAUUAUAUUUUGUGCUCAAAAAAGACUCAAGAUAAAUUCGUAGAAACCGCCAAAAAGAUUUUGAAGGAAUGGUACGGGGAUAACCCGCAAAAAUCCGACGAUCUUUGCAGGAUCGUAAGCGAUCAACACUUUAAAAGAGUUUCAAAGUAUUUAAAAGAUAACGGGAAAAUUGCGACUGGGGGGAAAUGCGACGCUGAUGAUAAAUUUGUCGAACCAACGAUUUUAAUUGAUGUUAAACCGAACGAUCCCGUUAUGCAAGAUGAAAUUUUCGGCCCAAUUCUCCCAAUUUUAACCGUACACGAUUCGAAGGAAGCGAUCGAUUUUAUUAGGCAACGAGAAAAGCCCCUCGCGAUGUAUAUUUUCUCAGAAAACCGACCAACGAUCGAUAAAUUUCUUCGAAACACUUCAUCCGGUGGGGUUUGCGUCAAUGAUACUUUAAUGCAUCUCGGGCUUUCAACGCUUCCAUUUGGAGGAGUUGGUUCCAGCGGAAUGGGCCAUUACCAUGGAAAAUAUACAUUCGAUACUUUUGUACACAGAAAAAGUAUCUUGGUGAAAAAUUUAAACAUGAUUGGGGAGAAGAUCUUAAGCAGCAGAUACCCACCUUAUUCUCAAUCAAAAUUAAAGCGACUCCAAAUGGCAUUGGAGAAAACCCAAUUCGAAAUCAAAUUAAAAUAUGUUCCUUAUAUGUUAAUUUUUGGGUUGGGGCUGAUCACUUCGUUUUUAGCUAGGUAUUUUGUUGAAAAACAGAAAUUCCGUUCUUAAUAAAAUUAAUUUCUUGCAUUUAUUUACUUUUAUUCAUCGUUUUGUAGUCAAAAAUAUAGGUUUAUGUUUAUAAAUGU